AUGUUUAUGUCUAUGUUCAGCCACUUCGAUAUCUCACAGGGCAAACAAUGGAGCUUCUCCUUGGGUUUGGGCCCGGUAAAAGAUGGAAAUCCGAAGCCCAAUAAGGAAGCUACUUCCUCAUCCAAAGCGACCGUGAAAGAUGAUCCGAAAACAUUAAUGCCCGGUGGAGAUAAGAAAAACCCGACCCGUUUGAGAACAAGGUUUGCACCGGAGUUUGAUGGACUAAACUGCUUUGAAUGCAUUGUACCUUCUGCCUGA
Messenger RNA from Lathyrus sativus (Indian pea), 258 nucleotides. The record is from the annotation of a GenBank genome assembly. Lineage: Eukaryota; Viridiplantae; Streptophyta; Magnoliopsida; Fabales; Fabaceae.